Messenger RNA from Budorcas taxicolor (takin), 2136 nucleotides. It is a transcript of the gene KBTBD6, whose product is annotated as kelch repeat and BTB domain containing 6. The record is from RefSeq and is a predicted model, not a curated record. Lineage: Eukaryota; Metazoa; Chordata; Mammalia; Artiodactyla; Bovidae. The transcript has a single exon. The coding region runs from base 1 to 2136 and encodes 711 amino acids. Gene Ontology annotation, molecular function: protein binding.
AUGCAGUCCCGGGAAGAAGCUUCGCGCUCUCGCCGCCUCGCCAGUCCCCGCGGCGGGAAGCGCCCCAAAAGGGUUCACAAACCCACGGUUUCGGCUUUUUUCACGGGCCCGGAGGAGCUGAAGGACACGGGCCAUUCUGCAGCUCUGCUGGCCCAGCUCAAGUCCUUCUACGAUGCGCGGCUUCUCUGCGAUGUGACCAUCGAGGUGGUCACCCCCGGCAGCGGGCCCGGCACGGGCCGCCUCUUCCCCUGCAACCGUAACGUGCUGGCGGCCGCGUGUCCCUACUUCAAGAGCAUGUUCACCGGCGGCAUGUACGAGAGCCAUCAGACGAACGUGACCAUGCACGACGUGGACGCCGAGUCCUUCGAGGUGCUGGUCGAUUACUGCUACACCGGUCGCGUGUCCCUGAGUGAAUCGAACGUGGAGCGCCUUUAUGCAGCCUCCGACAUGCUGCAGCUGGAGUACGUGCGGGAAGCCUGUGCCUCCUUCCUAGCCCGCCGCCUUGACCUGGCCAACUGCACGGCCAUCUUCAAGUUUGCUGAUGCCUUCGGCCAUCGCAAGCUGCGAUCACAGGCCCAGUCCUUUAUAGCCCACAACUUCAAGCAGCUCAGCCAGAUGAGUCCAAUUCGCGAAGAGUCCCUGGCAGAUCUGACCCUGGCCCAGCUGCUGACCGUCCUGCGCCUGGACAGCCUCAACAUCGAGCACGAGCAGACCGUGUGUCAUGUGGCGGUGCAGUGGUUGGAGGCGGCUCCCAAGGAGCGGGGUCCCAGCGCCGCAGAAGUCUUCAAGUGUGUCCGCUGGACCCACUUCUCUGACGAAGAUCGGGGCUACCUGGAAGAGCUGCUGACCAACACCGUGGUGGAGAAGUACUGUCUGGACCUCGUUGAAGGGGCCCGGCAGAUGCGGUAUGGUGACACAUUGUGCAAGUCUCUGGUGCCCAAGCCAGAGAGCAGCGGUGGCAGCAGUGGCAGUGGCGUUGUUAGCUGCGUUGCUUGUGGUGGUGGUGGUGGUGGUGGUGGUGGUGGUGGUGGUGGCGGUGGCAGCAGCAGUGUCCUUAACGUUGUUCUUGGCAGUGGAAGCAGCAGCUCCGUUGUGCCCAUGGCUGAUCAUCCACCUCAGAGGCUAGGUGUGUAUGCCAAGAAGAUGGUGAUCUUCUUUGGCCAUCCCAGAGAUCCCUUUCUGUGCUGUGACCCAUACUCGGGGGAUAUUUACAAAGUGCCAUCACCUCUGACCUGCCUUGCUCACACUAGGACUGUGACCACCUUAGCUGUCUGUGUCUCUCCAGACCAUGACAUCUAUCUGGCCGCCCAGCCCAGGAAGGAUCUCUGGGUGUAUAAACCAGCCCAGAAUAGUUGGCAGCAGCUUGCUGACCGCCUGCUCUGCCGGGAGGGCAUGGACGUGGCAUACCUCAAUGGCUACAUCUACAUCCUGGGUGGGCGGGACCCCAUUACCGGCAUUAAACUGAAGGAGGUGGAGUGCUACAGUGUCCAGAGGAACCAGUGGGCGCUGGUGGCUCCGCUGCCCCAUUCCUUUAUUUCCUUUGACCUGAUGGUCAUUCAGAACUAUCUGUACGCUCUCAACAGUAAGCGCAUGUUCUGCUUUGAUCCCAGCCACAAUAUGUGGCUGAAGUGCGUUUCUCUGAAGCGCAAUGAUUUUCAGGAAGCCUGUGUCUUCAACGAUGAGAUCUAUUGCAUCUGCGACAUCCCUGUCAUGAAGGUGUACAAUCCAGUCAGAGGAGAGUGGAGGCAGAUUAAUAACAUCCCCUUGGUGUCGGAGACUAACAACUACCGGAUUAUCAAUCAUGGCCAAAAACUGUUGCUGAUCACCUCCCGCACCCCGCAGUGGAAGAAGAACCGGGUGACCGUGUAUGAAUACGAUGUUAGGGGUGACCAGUGGAUUAAUAUAGGUACCACAUUAGGCCUGUUCCAGUUCGAUUCUAACUUUUUUUGCCUCUCAGCUCGCGUUUAUCCUUCCUGUCUUGAACCUGGUCAGAGUUUUCUCACUGAGGAGGAAGAAGUACCUAGUGAAUCCAGCACUGAGUGGGAUUUAGGUGGGUUCAGUGAGCUGGAUUCUGAAUCAGGGAGCUCAAGCUCUUUAUCUGAUGAUGAUUUGUGGGUUCAGGUAGCCCCUCAGUGA